GUUACUCCUCUUCCUCCUCCUCCUCCUCGCCGUCGGCCGUGCUCGGAAUCCAUCGAUCCUUCCAACUCAGACUAGACAUGGAGUGGAAUCCACAAACCCUACAGUUUCUAUCGCAAUGUUUCCUCGACACACUCUCGCCUCAACCAGAACCCCGCCGCCGUGCCGAGAAAAACCUCUCCGACGCCGCCGAUUCUCCUAACUACGGCCUUGCCGUUCUCCGUCUCGUCGCUGAACCUUCAGUUGACGAACAGAUCCGUCAAUGCGCUGCUGUCAACUUCAAAAACCAUCUUAAAACUCGGUGGGUGCCUUCGUCGGCUUCCCCUAUUCCCGAUGCUGAAAAGGAGCAGAUUAAAACUCUAAUUGUCCCUCUCAUGCUCUCCGCCACUCCUAAAAUCCAGGCACAGCUUAGUGAAGCCUUAGCUGUGAUUGGGAACCAUGAUUUUCCUAAGCUAUGGCCGGCUUUGCUUCCUGAGCUUAGGUCUAGCCUUGAAACGGCUAUCAAUGCGAAUGAUUUUGCUUCUGUUAAUGGUAUCCUUGCUACUGUUAACUCAUUGUUUAAGAAAUUUCGCUAUCAGUUUAAGAGUGAUCCUAUUCUGCUUGAUUUGAAAUAUUGCUUGGAUAACUUUGCUGCUCCCUUGCUGGCUACUGUUGAGAGUAUUUCGGUAAAAAUAAAUGCUGCUGCUGGGAAUGCUGCAACGCUACGUCAGCUCAUUGAGGCACAGAGGCUUUGUUGUCGGGUAUUUUAUUCAUUGAAUUUUUUGGAUUUGCCUGAAUUUUUCGAGGAUACGGCUGAUAAAUGGAUGAAUGAGUUUAAGAACUAUCUCACUGUGAGGUAUCCAGUUGUUGAGGAUAGUGGUGCUGAUGGUCUCUCACUUGUUGAUGAGCUACGAGCAGCUGUUUGCGAGAAUAUAAGUCAUUACAUGGAGAAAGAGGAGGAGCUAUUUCAAAAGUACUUGAGUGGGUUUGUGGAAGCUGUCUGGAGUCUUCUUGUAGUUGCGUCAGCGUCUCCAAGCCGUGAACGGUUGACUGUGACUGCAAUCAAGUUUUUAACCAUUGUUAGCACCAGUGUUCACCAUGCGUUGUUUGCUGGGGAUGACAUAUUGCAGCAGAUUACUCAGAGUAUUGUUAUUCCGAAUGUGAUGUUGCGAGAUGAGGAUGAAGAGCUGUUUGAGAUGAAUUAUGUCGAGUUUAUACGGAGAGAUAUGGAAGGGAGUGAUCUUGAUACCAGGAGGAGGAUUGCUUGUGAACUUCUCAAGGGGAUUGCCGGAAAUUACAAAGAGAAGAUUACGGAAAGGGUUUCAUCGCAGAUUCACAAUUGCUUGGCCCUGUUUGCUGAAAACCCAGCCGCUAACUGGAAAUAUAAGGAUUGUGCCAUAUACUUGGUUGUUUCCCUUGCCACGAAAAAGGCAGCCGGUGCUUCAAUCUCAACUGAUCUUGUUGAUGUUGAAAGUUUCUUCAGAUCAGUUAUUGUGCCAGAGUUACAGGGUCAGGAUGUCAAUGCUUUCCCAAUGUUGAAGGCAGGUGCAUUGAAGUUUUUCACCAUGUUCCGGGUCCUGAUUCCUAAACCUGUUUCUAUGGCUCUUCUUGGUGAUGUGGUCCGGUUUCUUAGUUCAGAUGCUAAUGUGGUUCAUUCUUAUGCUGCCAGUUGUAUUGAGAAGCUCUUGCUUGUCAAGGACAAUGGAGUCCAAGCAAGAUAUACGUCAAUGGAUAUUGGUCCCAUUCUUCCAAUGUUGAUGACAAACCUUUUUGGUGCCUUGGAGAAGCCCGAGUCGGAGGAGAAUCAGUAUAUUAUGAGGUGUAUCAUGCGGGUUCUUCAGAUUGCUGAUAUAUCUCCUGAGGUAGCAUCUCCUUGCGUUACUGGGCUGACAUCAGUUCUUAACAGGGUUUGUGAGAAUCCUAAAAAUCCGGUGUUUAACCAUUGCCUAUUUGAGGCAGUAGCUACCCUUGUUCGUAGAGCAUGUGAAAAGAACCCUUCUCUUGUGCCGGCUUUUGAAACUUGCCUUUUGCCCAGCCUUCAGAUGAUAUUGGCUAAAGAAGUAACAGAGUUCUUCCCUUACGCAUUCCAGUUGUUGGCUCAACUUGUGGAUUUGAACAAACCUCCUGUUCCUGCACACUACAUGCAGAUAUUUGACAUCCUAUUGAGACCUGAUUUGUGGAAAAAGUCUGCAAAUGUCCCGGCCCUCGUACGUUUACUUCAGUCAUUCCUUCAACAGGCACCAAAUGAGCUUAAUAGGGAAGGGAGAUUAAGCCAUGUGCUUGGGAUAUUCAACAAACUCGUUUCUUCACCGAGCACAGAAGAGCAGGGAUUUUAUAUUCUUAACCCAGUCAUUGAGAAUCUUGGAUAUGAUGUCUUAGCAGAAUACAUGAACCACAUCUGGGCUUCCCUAUUUACCCGGCUCCAAAAUAGUAAAACCCCAAGGCUUGUUAGAUGCCUCAUUAUAUUUAUGUCUCUCUUUCUGGUCAAACAUGGCUUACAGACUCUUAUGGACUCAAUAAAUUCUGUUCAGGCGAAUUUAUUUCAUGUAAUUUUGGGUCAGUUUUGGAUACCGACUCUUAAGACUAUAACUGGUUACACAGAGGUUAAGCUGAGUGCAGUUGCAUCAACUAAACUACUUUGUGAAUCCCCUUCACUGUUGGAUCCUGCAGCUGAGGAGCUUUGGGGCAAGUUGCUGGACAGCAUUGUCGCUUUGCUUUCACAGCCAGAAGAGGAAAGAGUUGAGGAUGAACCAGAAGUUCCGGAUUUUGCAGAAGCAACUGGUUAUCAAGCCACUUUUGUUCGUCUUCACAAUGCUGGUAAGAAAGAGGAGGAUCCUUUAAAGGAAAUCAAGGAUCCGAAACACUUCUCGGUGGCUUUGUUGGCAAAUACCUCUUCUCAAUUCCGUGGGAGAUUCCCGCCAAUUAUAACUAGAUAUCUUUCUCCUGCUAAUCAAGCUGCACUUCUCCAACUGUGCAAUUCGUACAAUCUCUCGAUAGUAUGAAAAAAGAAUUGUGUCAAGGAUAUCUACAACCCAACUUGUGGUGGUUCACCAGUUGAGUCGAGUCGAGUUGAGUCGGUCGAGCCAGCAAAAGGGUGGCGGGUUCAGUCAUGGUGGUUUAUUCGGCGGUUGGGAUUUCAUAGAGUUUUGAAGUUGGGUGCCAUGGAAGAUUUCCCCAAUUCAUGAAGAUGGUAAAUCCACAUUUUGGUAAGAUGGUGUUUUGUUUUCAAGUGUUGUGUGUGUAGCAAAUGUGUGGUGUCUUUUGAAUCAAAGUCAUUGAGAUAUAAUGGAUACUACUUUACUACUAAACUCUUCUUAUUUUAAACAUUGAAUGAGGAGUUGUGAACAA
Molecule: messenger RNA, 3324 nt
Organism: Cynara cardunculus var. scolymus (artichoke)
Lineage: Eukaryota; Viridiplantae; Streptophyta; Magnoliopsida; Asterales; Asteraceae
Product: exportin-2
Exons: 3
Coding region: 78-2978 (966 amino acids)
Biological process (GO): protein import into nucleus; protein export from nucleus
Cellular component (GO): nuclear envelope; cytosol
Molecular function (GO): small GTPase binding; nuclear export signal receptor activity
Source: RefSeq, a predicted model, not a curated record